UCCCUUUCCGGUUCAGAGGGUUCAGAGCACCAGCGGGACCGGCCGGCGGCGCGCCUCAACUUGUUCUGUUUUGUCGGCUGCUCUGAAUCACAUGCAAGAAUUUCACCAUGAGUCAGAUGGGACAAUCGGAUAAUGAGAGCUUUUCUGGCAUUCUCCACCCGUGGGAGCUCGGCUAUGAGCUGCCGCUGCUGACCGCCGAUGAUACACUUGGGCUCCAGUGGUUCGACAAGCACGAAAACAUGCCUCACCUUUGCUCAACAACUGUCAAGCAAGAAGACGUCGAACCUCAUUCGACGAAUGUUCAGGUACCAAACACAAACUGCGCAAACCACAGUGCUGAAGACUGGCCAGGUGACGUUGGAUUCCAAGUUAAGUUCAAAGAUUAUGCAUCAACAAACAACGUUUGGACGUACUCGGAAGACAGGCGCAAGCUAUACACCGUGAUGGGCAACGCGGUUCCAGCUCAUUUCGUCACUGACCAAGCUCAGCCUCCAGGUACGACUGUUUGCAUUGUCGCCGUGUUUCGAGAUCCAGAUCUGAGGCUCAAAAAUAUUCGCCGGUGUCCCGUACACGCUGCCGAAUCGGACGGAAAGAAUGAUUCUCGUGAUCACUGGAUACUCUGCGAUCACCCAGCCACCGUGUACUCCGAAGAUGAAGCAAACGGGCAGCGUAACUUUCUCACAGUUCCUUACGAGGCUCCGGAUCGUGACAGUAACGAUCUGUUCACGUACAGGUUGCGUUUCAUGUGUCGCAACAGCUGUGCAGGUAGCAUCAACCGACAGGCUACUGCUGUGCUUUUUAUUCUACGAUCUCCGGAAGGUCGAGACAUUGCACGUCGUGUCGUGGAAGUGAAGGCUUGUGCUUGUCCGUGCCGCGAUCGGAAGCACGAUGAAAUGCAGCGGAAGCGUGCACCGUCCGACAACGAACAUGGUAAAAAGAAGAUUUACACGAUCGAUGUUUGUGACAAGGAGAGGUACGAAUUCCUGCGUAAAGUUAAGGACGCCUUGGAGCUGUUCGAAGCAGAGAAGGCGAGGAAGAAAAAGAAGACUGCAACCCACACCGCCCGCGAACGUACCAAGAAGUAGAGCUUUCAUUCUCUGCCUCAAAUGCAAUCAAUAAACCCCAACAAUACUAUG
Messenger RNA from Ornithodoros turicata, 1136 nucleotides. Its product is annotated as cellular tumor antigen p53-like. Gene Ontology annotation, molecular function: DNA-binding transcription factor activity, RNA polymerase II-specific; RNA polymerase II cis-regulatory region sequence-specific DNA binding. The transcript has a single exon. The record is from RefSeq and is a predicted model, not a curated record. Gene Ontology annotation, biological process: protein tetramerization; regulation of transcription by RNA polymerase II; apoptotic process. Bases 108 to 1085 code for a protein of 325 amino acids. Gene Ontology annotation, cellular component: nucleus. NCBI's taxonomy places the organism in Eukaryota, Metazoa, Arthropoda, Arachnida, Ixodida, Argasidae.